CGCAACACGCAACAGUCUUCUCGAGAUGAAAGUCUCUAUUGUACUAGUUUUGGUUUUUAUUUUCUACCCACAUCAUGGUGGUAGUUCCGAGCUCAACACGUCGAAGCCAAACGGGUUCAGAUCUGACUACAGUUACAGCAAGCUAACUGGAGGCUGGAUCAAAUUCCACAGCUUGUCUACCACGUGGGAAGACGCGCGACUACAGUGCUAUUAUGAAGGAGCCGAAUUGGUUUCACCAUUCAAUGAAAAUAUAAUUCAAAAGAUGAUUAUGCUGAUGGAGGCUCACGAGCCAUAUAUCUUCACUGGGAUUCACUCGACAUUUUCAAAGGGAGUCUACACAUCAGUUGGAGGUGUUCCUCUGCACGAGAUGCCCGUGAGUUUACACAGUUGUGACGUGUCCGGAAACUGCGUGACGAUGCGUUCCAACGGGCGAGUCGAAGCCCGCAACUGUUCCAGUCAAUAUCCAUACAUAUGCUUCAAAAAAGGACCAGAACAUCUGACACCGUCGGUUUGCGGGGCCGAUCAAGAGUACAAAUAUGAAAAACGAACUGGUAGCUGCUAUAAGUUUCACACACUCGGUCGAACCUGGCCUCAGGCGUUUAGAGUGUGCGUGGCGGAAGGCGGGCACCUGGCCAUCAUCAACAGUGACGUAGAAGCCGACGUCAUCAGGGGGAUAUUCCAGAACUACCCCAACGACGCCUUCCAGGCGGACGCCAAGUACGCAGCGAGCAUCGGAUUCCAAGGUUGGGGAGCAACGAAGAUCUGGUGGACAAUACACGGUCAAAUAUUGCAAGAUGCAGGAUACAGCAAGUGGGAUAAGUUUGUACCUGCCAUGAGAAGUACAAGGCAUUAUUGUGGUGCAGUAGGGAGGAAUGGGACAUUAUCUCACAUAGAGUGUGAGGGAGUCACUUUCCCUGCCAUUUGCGAAAAGAAAGCUGAUCUAGUUUAGUUCCUAAUUUUGAACAGCAACCAAGUAGCAGAUAAACAAGACCGCUAUUUAAAAAGUUUUACAUAAUUUAAAAUUUUUGUUUCACACAUUAUUAUGUAGUUACAUAGCUGGGCACCGUUAAUCAAAUAGUUAACUUCGUUAAUCGUUAAACCGUUAAUAAAAAAAUUAACUUCGUUAAACGUUAAAACGUUAUAUUUCGCAAGACUUAACGCAAGUUAACGUUAAUCGUUAAUCCGUUAACACAUGAUAAUAAAACGAAAAAAAUAAUUGUAAGUAUGCAAGGUUCAAAUAAUUUCGUAAGCUUGUAUCGCGCAUGGAAUUUAUUCCUCUUUUAUGUUUGCGCUACAAGCUUUCGAAAUUAUUUGAACCUUGCAUAAGUACAAUUAUUUUUUUCGUUUUAGUACAACUGCAUUUCAAAAUAAAAGCUUGUUUUAAAAAAAGUUCUUUUUUAUUAUAAUUUUAUUUUACACUUUUUAGGGUUCCGUAGUCCUGACAAGGAAGUAAGGAACCCUUACAGUUUCGAUAUGUCUGUCUGUCUGUCUGUCCGAGGUUUUGCUUGGAAACUAUUGGCACUAGAGAGCUGUAAUUUUGUGGAGGUAUUACGACAAAACAUGUAAAGUGGGGAUGAUUUUUUUUUCAUCUUCUACCACAUCGUGUGGGGUAUUUGCUUUUGAAAUGGAUUAGGGGUUUCUAAGACUAUUUUUCGAUUUAAGGAUCUGUUUGCAAAUUAUUAAAGUGCCAAUUUUUGUUCGAGUAGGGCGUCCCCCCCCCCCCCUCUAAAAACUAAACUGUUCGCUUGAAAAAUGUGGAAAAAUUUGUAAUAAUACUGCUUUUUAUGAACUUUCAAGGAAAACUAUAACGGUUAAGAUACAUCAGUUCGUUUAAAAGUAAUAGUCAUUAUUGACUCAUGUAUUAUAAAAUUUUUUAAUCAGUAAAAAUUCCUUAGAAGAAAAUAUGAAAGUGACUUUAGUUAGAUGAAGUAAUUGAUUGCUUCUGAAAUAUAUUGUGGUAACGACGGACAACUACGGAACCCUACACUGCGCGUGGCACGACACGCACUUGGACAAUUUAGCACCAAAGUGCUCGAAAAGACAAAUCCAACAAACCCAAACUCGAUAAGUUUUCACCGUUUCGUUUAGGAAUUCCUAUAGCCACUUCCUGACUCCAUCAUCAGAACCCUGGACAUCAUCUAGUACUAAAGUGGUCGAAAAGACAAAUCCAAUGAACCCAAAUUUGAUGCGAUUCCGCCAUUUCAUUUAGGAGUUCCUAUGGCCACCUCCUGACUCUACCAUCAGACUAGCUCAAUGGUACCAUAACAUUGCAUUGUCAUUGUAUUUACAUAAGUAUAGCAAAUUUCAGCUCAAUCUGUUGAGAAAAACUGGUCUUAAAUUCAGUUGCAAAAUUUGUCCCACAAGUGAAGUCAAUAUAAAGCUUGUAAAUAAAUAAAUAAAAAAUAGAAUUUUCUUAUAUCGUUAUAUAUCGUUUCGUUAGUGAUAUGGUUACAAAAACUGUUGUUUUGGCUUCUGGAAGUUCUGGAAGCCCGAACGUACUUGUCAGAACACAUUUUUCUAGAGUUUUUCAGCGUGCCUGCUGUAUAUUUUUGGUAAAUAGUAGGUACUGGAUUAACGAUUAACGGACUUAGGAUAAUUUAACGGAAGUUAACGAGUCCGUUAACAUUUUUCAAAGUUAACUUAAAAGUUAAUCCGUUAAUAGAAAUGUUAACUUCGUUAAUUAACGAUUAACGGAUUAACGAGUUAAUGCCCAGCUAUGUGUAGUUAUUAUUAAUGAAAUGAAAAAGCACGGUCAGUAUCAUGGUGAAAGUAGCUAAAAACUAUAUCAAAGGAACUUUAUUAUUAUUAAUUCUUAUUAUACGAGUAAAUCUUUUGAAUAAUGCAUUUUUUAUUUUGACAAGAUCCUAUAGCCGUAGCCAAGAUUCAGUGUUUAUAAAGUAAUCUUUAAAGUUUAGUUUUUAAGUAAUUAUAAGUUUUUGGUAAAUGUGUUAUCAAAUUGUAUAUUGAAUAAAUAUACGUACCUAAUUAGUAGAUUCAUGUAUUGAAGCCUUUAUUUCAAAAAAUUAACAUUUAAAUUUUAAGAACAAUACUUAGCAAUUUUAAAUAGUGUAAGUUUUGGAGGUCCGUGUAUUUUUGUGUGCGUAUAACUGAUACAAUAAUUGUACAGUGUAAAUGAUUUGUUGUACCUAAAUAAAGAGUUUACUUAAAUAGUU
Molecule: messenger RNA, 3173 nt
Organism: Ostrinia nubilalis (European corn borer)
Lineage: Eukaryota; Metazoa; Arthropoda; Insecta; Lepidoptera; Crambidae
Product: C-type mannose receptor 2-like
Exons: 6
Coding region: 26-949 (307 amino acids)
Source: RefSeq, a predicted model, not a curated record